Messenger RNA from Salvelinus fontinalis (brook trout), 1137 nucleotides. RefSeq names its product pejvakin-like. Lineage: Eukaryota; Metazoa; Chordata; Actinopteri; Salmoniformes; Salmonidae. Bases 1 to 1119 code for a protein of 372 amino acids. The transcript is spliced from 6 exons. Gene Ontology annotation, cellular component: cytoplasm. Gene Ontology annotation, biological process: programmed cell death. The record is from RefSeq and is a predicted model, not a curated record.
AUGUUCGCUGCGGCGACCAAGAACUUUGUGAAGCAGGUGGGAGACACAGGUCGGUUGAUCCCCGUACCGAGUCUGAGUGAGGCUGACCGCUACCAACCGCUCAGCCUGGUCACCAGGAAGAGGAAGAGACACUUCUGGAAGAAAACCAAGUAUGCCUCAACCCCCUUCUCCCUGAAAGACAUCCUGGUGGGGGAGAAGGAGAUCACAGCAGGGGUGUCGUCGUACCAGCUCCUGAACUAUGAGGACAAAUCUGACGUGGCCCUGAACGGCAGAUUAGGGAACCACCUGAUGAACGACGUGGGGUUCAACAUCAGUGGUUCAGACUCUGUGGCCGUCAAAGCCUCCUUUGGGAUCGUCACCAAACACGAGGUGGAGGUCCCAACUCUACUCAGGGAACUCAACUCCAGGAAAGUGGAUCUUGAUCACUGUCUGAUUCGUCAGUCCAAAGAAAGUGGGCGGAGCGUUCUCUGCGUUGUCAUGGAGAGCAUCCGUACGACUCGUCAGUGUUCUCUCACUGUCCACGCUGGCAUGAGACGGACGACUAUGAGGUUUCAGAUUGAUGAUGGUCGAAACCCCAAAGGUCGAGACAAGGCCAUAGUGAUCCCAGCUCACACCACCAUCGCAUUCAGCAUCUUUGAACUGUUUGUUCGAUUGGAUGGACGACUUGAUAUCUGCGUAAGCCCUGAGUCGUCAGGCGGAUUUGAGAAGGAGCUGAUCAGAGAGCAGCUGGGUGGUUUCAUUGGUCGAUUCUCUAUGGGACGGCUACGCAGGUUCCUGUCUGGGAUUGUGUACGGGAACCCCUUCAGAGCAGACGACAGGACGUUUGAGGAGCUCACGCACACCCACUCAGACACCUAUAUGGACGACGUAGUGACAGACUACUACGAAAAAGCAGCCAGCAUGACGGACGUCUCCACCGCCUAUCUGAGAGGGGACUCCCACUCCCGUGUCAACCUCCUCAACCACAACAUCCCCAAGGGCCCCUGUGCCCUGUGUGGCCGGGGCCAGACACCGAGGGAGACGGUCUACGGCUGUCUGGAGUGCUCCUCCGGUGGGCACAAGUACGUCAGGCUACACGUGGUGCCCUGCUUCGACCUGUGGCACAAGACGCUCAGCUGAAGAGAUGGACUCAGGAAG